This is a messenger RNA of Conger conger (European conger), 5031 nucleotides long. RefSeq names its product polymerase (RNA) mitochondrial (DNA directed) (gene polrmt). Lineage: Eukaryota; Metazoa; Chordata; Actinopteri; Anguilliformes; Congridae. Gene Ontology annotation, molecular function: DNA-directed RNA polymerase activity; mitochondrial promoter sequence-specific DNA binding. The record is from RefSeq and is a predicted model, not a curated record. Gene Ontology annotation, cellular component: mitochondrial DNA-directed RNA polymerase complex. Gene Ontology annotation, biological process: mitochondrial transcription.
UCUGUGUUCGUACAGUUUUGUCUGUCGCAAAAUGGCAACUCCGUGUGUGAAACAAAUAGUGAGGUAACAUGCGCUGGACUUUAAUGUCAAAAUGUCUCUAUUGAGAAUUUGUGCCUUUUCUAGAUGUCAGACUGCACGCAUUUUAUUUGAAACAAACCCAAGGCAUACAUUUUAUUCCGAUCGAUGCCACGUCUUUGUCAGAAUACAGAAUGGCUGUCACAGGCGAAUAGCAGAAACCCCCUGGACAGCAUAUCGGAGGAAUUAUUCAGCUCUAAUCCCAAAGAAAGACGAUGGAAAAAAAAGAUUUUGGGAACAAUCUCACCUCUUGGAUGUACUGGAAGCCCGGAUCCAGCAGCUGCAAUCUGAUGUUUUUCUGGACAUCAAGCACUCAGAGGUGCAGUUUGUUAACUUCUCCCAGGCUGGGGAAAAAGUUACCCCAAAGAAGGGCCAGACCAGCUGCAAGAAAGAGGGCCCUGACCCCUCACCCCAAAAUUCCAGCGGCAAACACUGGCUUAAGAGACUGAACCAUGAGAAGUUGACUCGGGAACAGAAAUUUCUGUGCUACCAACAGGAACUGAAGGGAAAAGGAGGAAAAGGAAAGAAGAAAGUUAGUUCCACCACCGUGGAUCCGGAACAGAAGGGCAGGUCAACGAAGGGCAAAGCAUCGCCCCUCAAGGAAGACUCGAGUCUCGCCAAGGUGGACGGGGAGAUUCGCCCCAGCCCGCCCCACAAAAAAGACUCAAGCCUCCUCAGCCGGCCCCAAAAGAAAGACUCGAGUCUCACCAAGGUGCUCGGGGAGAUACGCCCCAGCCCGCCCCACAAAAAAGACUCAAGCCUCCUCAGCCGGCCCCAAAAGAAUGACUCGAGUCUCGCCAAGGUGGACGGGGAGAUUCGCCCCAGCCCGCCCCACGAGAAAGACUCAAGCCUCUUCCGCUGCCCCCACGAGAGAGACUUUAGCCUCUUCAGCCGCCCCCACGAGAAAGACUUUAGCCUCUUCAGCCGCCCCCAGGAGAAAGACUUGAGCCUCUUCAGCCCGCCCCACGAAAAAGACUUGAGCCUCUUCAGCCCGCCCCACGAGAAAGACUUGACCCUCUUCAAUCGGCCCCACUCGAGCCUCGCCCCAGUGGAAGAGCUGUACUGGGACACUGCCAUCUACAAUGAGGCCCAGGCUAACGUGCGCUGCUUCCUCCAGGCCUGCAUGUUCACCGGCGACAUUGAACGAGCCCACCUCUGCCUGAUGAACCACCACCAGGUCCUCUCCCGACGCAAGCUACUCUCCAUCGGAGCCUAUAACUACCUGAUGAGGGUGUGGGCCAAGAAAGGUGCCCUGCACGAGAUUAGUGACGUGUUUGUCCUGCUGGACGAGGCGGGUAUGAAGCCGGAUCUGGGUUCCUACGUGGCUGUUCUGGAGAGCCUCGGCCGCUUCCCAGACUACCCCGAGUCCAUCAUCAGCAAGUGUGUCCAGCAGCUGCAGGUCGAGGGCUAUUCCCUGGAGGACCUGUUCCAGUACCGCUUCCACCAGGACGAGAGGGAGUACGUGCUGAAGGCCGUCCAGACGGCACUGCCUGACUUCCAGCCCAGCGUACAGCCGAAAGCCGAGCACUGCGCCUCCCCUCUGGUCAAAGACUUCUACACUGAGAGGGACAAUGUGGACUAUCCUAAGAUAGACUUCACCCUGGCAGAGCUCCGGGAGAAGUUCGGCCAGCAGCUGGCCGUGGAGCAGAGCGACACCAUCACCAUCGACUCCGUGGAGGCCACCAAGCCCACCACCGAGCACAUGAUCAAGAUGAGGAACCUUCUGGACGCGCAGCGCCGGGAGUGGCGCACCUUGCUGCUGAACGCUCUGCAGGAGAGCAAGCGCGUCCUGGCCCUGGAGGACGACCGGCCCGGGAGGAUGAACCUCUACCCGUACCUGCGUCUGCUGGACGACCAGGAGUACGUGGACAUCAUGAUGCAGUGCCUGUCCCACCUGCACCCUAACGGGGAGAGCCUGCAGUCGAUGGCCAGGAACCUGGGCUCCAGGGUCCAGAACAAGUUCUUCAUCCGUCAGAAGAGUCACAUGGUGGACAAGCUCCGGGUCGUCUACGAUCGCUACGCCAAGCUGCUGGCCAAGGACACGGAGAAAGCCACCCUCUUGCCUCGAGAGUGCUGGCAGGAGCUGGAGGCCGAGAUGAGCUCGGGCCCCUCCCUGCUGUGCGACGACCCGCACUGGCCUCACUUCCUGGUCAUCCAGCUGGGCACUCACCUGGCUGACCUCAUGGUGAGGGAGCUGAAGCUGCCCAGCGACGUCCUGAGGCCCCAGAAAAACCCCACGUUCGUCCCCGUGCUCUACCACAUGUACGCCUUCCGCAACACCCGAAAGAUCGGCUUCGUCAAGCCACACCCCAUCUUCACGCAGUUGCUGCUGGAGGCGAUGGAGACCAGGCUAACCUUCGAUGCGUAUGUUAUGCCCAUGCUUUGCCCGCCCGUGCCCUGGACCUCCCCCCGUUUCGGCGCCUACCUCCUGACGUUCACCAAGCUGAUGCGUUCGGCCUGCGACACCGGCCAGCACCAGGUCCUCCUGGAGAACUGCGCGGGGCCCGACCUCCACGCCGUCCUGGACUCCCUCAACUCCCUGGGCAACUGCGCCUGGAAGGUCAACCAACCGCUACUGGACAUCAUCAUCUCCAUCUUCAACGACAAGGGCUGCGAGAAGCUGGACAUCCCUCCUCCGCUUUCGGAGGCCCCCCAGCCGCCCCGCAGCGUCCCUGGGGCCCCGGCCCCGUCGGCGAAGGAGAGCAUGCUCCUCAAACAGCAGGGGGUCCUGGCGCGGAGGAAGGCGAUGGAGAUGCACAGCCUCAGGAUGGACUCUCUCUACAAGCUGUCCAUCGCCAACGCGGUGCGCGACCAGGUCUUCUGGUUCCCUCACAACAUGGACUUCCGGGGACGGACCUACCCCUGCCCUCCCUACUUCAACCACCUGGGCAGCGACGUGACCCGCUCCAUCCUGCUGUUCGCCGAGGGCAAGGCCCUGGGCCCUCACGGCCUGGACUGGCUGAAGGUUCACCUGGUCAACCUGACGGGAAAGAAGAAGCGUAGCUCGCUGGCCGGCCGUCUGGAGUACGCCAACAGCGUCAUGGAGGACAUCCUGGACUCGGCCGACCAACCCCUGACUGGGAGGAAGUGGUGGAUGGAGGCGGACGAGCCGUGGCAGGCCUUGGCGUGCUGCAUGGAGAUCGCCCGAGCCUCGCGGUCACCCGACCCCGCCCAGUACGUCUCCCACGCCCCCGUGCAUCAGGACGGCUCCUGUAACGGUCUUCAGCACUACGCCGCUCUGGGCCGGGAUGUGAUUGGCGCCACCUCUGUGAACCUGGCUCCCUGCAACGAGCCGCAGGACGUGUACAACGGCGUGGCAGUGCAGGUGGAGGAGUUCCGCGCUGCCGACGCGGAGAACGGUGUGAAGAUUGCCCAGGUUCUGGAGGGGUACAUCAGUCGCAAGGUGCUGAAGCAGACGGUGAUGACGGUGGUGUACGGGGUGACGCGCUACGGCGGCCGGCUGCAGAUCGAGAAGCGGCUGAAGGAAACCGAGGGUUUCCCCCAGGAGCAUGUGUGGGAGGCCUCCAGCUACCUGGUCAAGAAGGUGUUCCUCAGCUUGAAUGAGAUGUUCACCGGCAGCAGGGAGAUCCAGGACUGGCUGACCGAGAGCGCCAGGCUCAUCUCCCAAUUCGGCAGCCCGGUGGAAUGGGUCACGCCCCUGGGCCUGCCCAUCAUUCAGCCGUACCACCGAUCCAAGACCCAAAUGCUCCAGACUCACAUGCAAAGCAUGCAUAUCAAAGUCUCCAGCAAUACCAGCAAGCCCGACACAGUGAAACAGAAGAAUGCCUUUCCCCCAAACUUCAUCCAUUCCCUGGACUCCACCCACAUGAUGCUGACCUCCCUCUACUGCCUCAGGGAAAAGCUUACCUUCGUCUCUGUCCACGACUGUUUCUGGACCCACGCCGUCACCGUGGAUACCAUGAAUAGGAUCUGCCGGGAGCAGUUUGUGGCCCUGCACAGCCAGCCCAUCUUACAGGACCUGUCCACCUUCAUGGUGAGGAAGUACAGCGAUAGAAAGCAAGGCGCCAAGAAAGCGAAGGCUAUCGAGCUGUUCUCCAGGGUCCCCAAGACGGGUGAUUUCGAUCUUCAGCAAGUGAAGGACUCCACUUAUUUCUUCAGCUGAGAGGGAGCAGACACUGCAGACGGCCUUGUCUCCGUCAGCCAAUCGCCAUAUCGAUCCCGUUCUCUGCCACGCACCCGGAGUGGGUGGGGCUGUGACUGUGAGCCGGGCAUGGCUCAAUGAUCACCCCUCUCUCAGGAGACUCUGCACUUGAAAAAAAGGAACUGACCUCCGGCAGCCAUCUUGGUUACUGUAGAUGUUUUGAUUGUUUGUCUGCACACGUGUGACUGUGUGUGGGCGCGCACACGGGUAUGUGUGUAUGUAUAUGCAAUGUGAGUGUGUGAGUGUGUGAGUGUGUGUGAGUGUGUGAGUGUGUGAGUGUGUGAGUGUGUGAGUGUGUGAGUGUGUGUGAGUGUGUGUGCGUGCGUGUGCGUGCGUGUGCGUGCGUGUGCGUGCAUGUGCGUGUGUCUGUCCAUCUCUCAGGCUGGAAGGAUAACCUCUCCCAGACCGUGAGGUGGAGAUACUGAGCUGGGAGCAGGAGUUCAGCUCAGCCGGUGGGGGGCGGCGGAGGGGGGUGCCCUCACCCCUCAAUCCCUCUCUGAAACGCCACGGCGAUUAGCCGCCUGGUCCCGGCUUCCAUCGAUUCGGGGGAACCUGGGAAGAGGUCGCCAUUUUGACAUUUAAGCUGGGACUUGAUUCAUGGUGCUUCUGAAGUUUCCGGAGGAGACAGCUGGUCUACACAUACUGUACAGCGUGGGCCGACAGUCAGCGGCCGGCCUCUGAAAGUGAUACUCUUCUGCGAGACUGACUCACGGUUUUUCCUCCUUCCUCCUCGCUCCCGCAAGAGACAAUGAGCACCUAGCCAAGAAAUAAAUAUUUUUUAAUCUACUUUCAAA